This is a messenger RNA of Aspergillus fijiensis CBS 313.89, 2772 nucleotides long. Its product is annotated as alpha-actinin, sarcomeric (f-actin cross linking protein). Gene Ontology annotation, biological process: actin cytoskeleton organization; actin filament bundle assembly. Gene Ontology annotation, molecular function: calcium ion binding; RNA binding; actin lateral binding. Gene Ontology annotation, cellular component: cell junction; cell projection; actin filament bundle. Lineage: Eukaryota; Fungi; Ascomycota; Eurotiomycetes; Eurotiales; Aspergillaceae. The transcript is spliced from 7 exons. The coding region runs from base 1 to 2772 and encodes 923 amino acids. The record is from RefSeq and is a predicted model, not a curated record.
AUGUUGGCGGUUGAGAAACACUGGAUUAAUGUACAGCAGAAGACCUUCACAAAAUGGCUCAACGACAAGUUGAAGGUCCGAAGAAUCUUUAUCGAUGAUUUAGUCGUCGACCUCUCCGAUGGCGUCAUCCUUAUCCAUCUACUCGAAAUUCUCGGCGGAGAAUCGCUCGGCCGCUACGCUUCGAAGCCAAAGCUCCGUGUGCAGAAAUUCGAAAAUGUCAACAAGAGUCUUGACUUCAUCAAAGGACGGAGGAUUCAGAUGACCAAUAUCGGCGCCGAAGAUGUCGUGGACGGCAAUAGAAAGAUUGUGCUGGGUCUGAUCUGGACUUUGAUUCUUCGAUUCACUAUCAGUGACAUCAAUGCGGAGGGUAUGACCGCAAAGGCGGGUCUCCUUCUGUGGUGUCAGCGCAAGACAGCUUGCUACGAAGGUGUGCAAGUCCGUGAUUUCUCUACCAGCUGGAACGAUGGGUUGGCCUUCUGUGCGCUUUUGGACAUCCACCGCCCGGAUCUGAUCGACUUCGAUGCCCUGGAUAAGAAGGACCACCGCGGAAACAUGAAGCUCGCCUUCGACAUUGCUUCCAACGAAAUCGGGAUCCCUGAUCUGCUUGAUGUUGACGACGUUUGCGAUGUUGCGAAACCGGACGAAAAGUCGCUCAUGACGUAUAUCGCCUACUGGUUCCACGCCUUCUCGCAAUUGGAACGGGUUGAGAAUGCCGGACGUCGGGUCGAGAAGUUCAUCAACAACAUGCAUGGUGCCUGGGAGAUGCAGAACUCCUACGAGCGGAGGAUGAAGGAGCUGCUGCGGUUGAUUGCCGCGCAACGCGAAGCGUGGAAGACAGCGUCCUUCGAGGGUACCUACAAGGAUGCGAAAGAGCAGGCUCACCAAUUCUCGCUGUACAAGAGAAACCAGAAGCGCCAAUGGGUGGCCGAAAAGUCGGAUCUUGCGGCUCUUUUGGGAAACAUCAAGACUAAACUCAGCACUUAUCGUCUCAAACCAUACGAACCUCCAGCUGAGCUUAGUCUGGAGGUUUGCGAUGAGCAAUGGGAGGGUUUGACCCGCGACGAGCACGAGCGUAGUCAACUCAUCAACGAAACGAUCCGAGAUAUCAAGAAUGCGCUCCGUCGUUCGUUCGCGGACAAGGCAAACGACUUCGCAUUGACACUUAAGACGCUGUCCUUGGCUAUAUCUGGUCUUGAUGGCGAUGUAGAAGACCAACUAGCCCAUGUCAAAAGACUCAAUGAUAACCUUCCUCCCCUCGACGCAUUCCUAGAUACCAUCGCGGCUUUGGACGAACAGUGUGCGGAAGCUAACAUCGAAGAAAACGAUUGGACGACAUACACCCUAGAUGAACUUUCCUACGAGUUGAGUUUGGUCAAAUCGAGCAUCUCUAAGAAGCUGGCUUUCCUCGACAACCAACUCGUCGCCCGCAACAUGACCAACUUGACCCCCAUCCAGUUGGAGGAGUUCGAGUCGGUCUUUAGACAUUUCGAUCGCGACUCAUCAAAUACACUUCUUGAGCUCGAAUUCUCCGCUGCACUUGCAAGUCUGGGACUUGUGUACGACGAGGAGGAGAUGCAUCAGGUUUACCUUGAGACAUGUGGGCCAGCUCGGCUAGCUCAAAAUGCCGGUGUCAGCUUCGAGCAAUUCAUCCAUUUUAUGGUCAGCGUGGUGGAAGAUCAGAAUUCCGCCGAGCAGGUCUUGCAGAGUUUCCGAGAAGUCGCGGAUGGCAAGCCAUACGUGACCGAAAUUGAUUUGCGACACUCCCUUAUCCCCGACGAGGUCAUCGAUCACCUUGUACAGACAAUGCCACCACACCAAGGCCCCGACUUGCAGGAGGAUCGCGAUCUCCCCAAAUAUGACUACAUCAGCUUCAUGGGCAAGAUGAUGGAGUACAAUGAGACCCAAUUGAACACACCUGCCAAUGCCCGCCCGUCCCGUGCCUCUCGACGCCCGCGCGGUGACCGUUACUCUCCCGAGCACGAACACGCAUCUACCGGAGCCAAGCUUCGUGUCGAGAAUAUCCACUACGAUAUCAACGAGACUGACCUGGAGGAUCUUUUCACCCGCAUCGGACCUAUCAGCAAUGUUUCCCUCGUCUACGACCGGGCCGGCCGCUCCGAGGGCGUUGCCUUUGUAACCUACAACCGUGUCAGCGACGCGCGCACAGCCAUUAGCGAAUUUGACGGUGCCAACGCUAAGGGUCAGCCCAUCCGGUUGACACUCAUUGGUAGUGGUGGCAGCAGCGGAAGACGAGACCGCAACCCUUUUGACAACGUAGAACGUCCCAAGGGUAGCCUGUUCGACCGUGUGGAGCGCCCCCGCGAUCGUAACGCUCGCAGUCUGAGCCCUGGCAGCAGAAGCGGUAGCCCCGACGGCAACUCCCGGCGUCGUCGCGGUCGUCGUGGCGCCGGUGGUGGCGGUGGUGGUGGUUACCGCCGCAGCGACGUCACCAAGCCGCCUCCCGAGCACAUCGACAGAUACGUUCCUGGCCAAAGAUCUCCCGCCCGCAGACCUGCCAAUGGUGGCAGUGGUGGUGGUAGACGUCAGCAGGGCGAUCGCGAUACCCGCGGUGGGGAGGGCCGUCGCACGGUCAACGGUCGACCCCGCAAGACCCAGGAGGAACUUGACGCCGAGAUGGACGACUACUGGGGUGGUUCGGCGAACGCCGGUGCUGGCGCGGCCGACAACCAGACGGUUCCGGAUGAGCCGCAGCCGAUUGCUCCUGCGUCUGCGGCAGCAGCUGGAGACGAUGACAUUGACAUGAUCGAGUAA